AUGAUUCUUCUAUAUUGGGUACCCAUCUAUAUAUGGUGCUUGUUGUCUCCAGUAUAUGCCACCGUAUCCAAAAGUAACUAUAAUAGAGAUGAUGAGAUCCCAAUUUUGGUUACGAAUAUAUCACCAGGUGGCAAUGGUGAGAAUGGUCUUUUCCAUUUGUAUCCAGUAAGCUAUUUUGAAGAAGCCACCGAUUUCUGCUACGCAGAUAAAUGGGUUGAUGAGAAUGAACCUAGUUUUGAUAAUCAAAAAUAUAAAACGAUCAGUAAUGUGUUCAAAAGUGAUACAAUAUUCAAUGACCAUAUUUACUAUGGUCCGCGUACAAUUAUAUCCAAAUUUCAGCAAGACAUCCAGUGUGACCAAAUGUGCUGGAGAAGCUAUGCUACAGCUAAUGCAUCACAAAUCAAUUUCUUGAUUGAAAAUGAUUACCGUUUGAAUUUUUACAUCGAUGAUAUGCCGAUUGGCAAAGAAUUUUAUGAUUAUAAUUCGAAUAAGUUUUACCUAUCCAAUAAUGUUCCAAUUGGGUAUAGUGAUGUUAAUAAGGUUCUUCACAUCUAUAACCAUUGGCAGUUCGUUAUUUAUUACACAAACACCGGCUUGAACAAUUAUAAUAUAAUCAAGGCAGUAAUGCAACAACGUUCAACGAAAAGACUGAAAGAAUCUGAAAACCAAUGCCAGGUUUUCCCUCCAAUGACUUUGAGAUUGAAGUCUGAUGUUGAUAAUAAAGUGAUUUUCACUUAUGAAAUUGUUUGGAAGGAAGUGGAUCAUGAGGUUACUAAUCAUUAUGACUGGUCAAAUCGUUUUGAUCAAUAUAGACAUAGUUUGGUCAAUUAUAAAUACGACAAUAUCCAAAAUACUUUGAACUUUGUUUUGGUGCUUUUCAUUGCCUUAUAUUCAAGAAGCAAAUUUAGUUCGAUCAUUAAUGAUGCCGACAUGAAGAGCUAUAAAGCUGUAUCUAGCAGCCCACUUGCUGAAGAAACCGUUGAUGAUGAGUUUUUGUUAGACUGGCAUUCAUUGAAAAAUGAUGUGUUCAGAAAACCAUGUAAUUUGGUCCUAUUUUCAAACUUGGUUGGUUUUGGUUUCCAAUUUCUAUUAACAUCUACCUUGAUUUUAUCUCUUUUGAUUUUGAAUAUAAUUUCUAUUUUAAUACCCAAUGAUGUCAAGCAUAAAUUUUUCGAAUUUGCUAUUCUCACUAGUGGUAUUCAAUCAUAUGUCUCUUCUACUGUCUACAAGAAUUUCCAUCCAAGUUAUUCCAAAAAAAAUUCUGCCACGAACACUCUCAAAGAUCACAAGAAAAUCAUUGUUGUAAAUGCAAUUUUUACUCCUAUAGUGUUUCUUGUGAUCAGUACAGUGUUGAAUUUGGCGUACAAAUCCGCUAAUUCCUCCAAGUAUUUAGGAUUUGAUGUUUUUAUGAAAAUUGUUAAGAAGUUCCUAUUCCUAUAUUUCCCAUUGUCGUUACUGGGAUCUUUAUAUUCUUUGAAAUUUAGUAAAACUAAUUUCUUCAAUGAAAAUGUCAAUGUCAACAUAAUUGAAAAGCAAAUUCCUUCAUCCGUGCCGGUUUUUAACAGACCAGUUAUUACUUCAUUGGUUGUUGCCAUAUUCCCUUUUACUAUUGUUUGUACGAGAUUGGAUUCAUUAUGGUACUCAAUUCUCUUCAACAAUUUCUAUUUUGGCUUCUGGAACUAUUUGAUAUGUGUCUUUUUGGCGUGUAUUGUUUCUGCGGCCAUAAAUAUGACUAUGGUUUUUGAUUCCUUGAAUGCAGGUGAUUGGAAGUGGCAUUGGCUAUCUGUUAAGAGCGGAUUAACUGUUGCGUUAUACUGUUUUGUUUACAGUUUUAAAGUUGUUGGCUGGAACAAGUUUGGUGAUAAACAAUCUUUUUUAAUUUUUGUAUGCCAGAACUUUUUGGUGAGUUUUUUGAUUGGUGCAGGAUUCGCCAGUAUCAACUUUUAUUUUGCAUGGGUGCUGGUUAAGAGACUUUAUAAAGCUUGA
Saccharomycopsis crataegensis is the source of this 1986-nucleotide messenger RNA. RefSeq names its product transmembrane 9 family protein. The transcript has a single exon. NCBI's taxonomy places the organism in Eukaryota, Fungi, Ascomycota, Saccharomycetes, Ascoideales, Saccharomycopsidaceae. Gene Ontology annotation, biological process: protein localization to membrane. Gene Ontology annotation, cellular component: membrane. Bases 1 to 1986 code for a protein of 661 amino acids. The record is from RefSeq and is a predicted model, not a curated record.